This is a messenger RNA of Olea europaea var. sylvestris, 1148 nucleotides long. RefSeq names its product vesicle-associated membrane protein 727-like. The transcript has 6 exons. Gene Ontology annotation, cellular component: membrane. Gene Ontology annotation, biological process: vesicle-mediated transport. The record is from RefSeq and is a predicted model, not a curated record. The coding region runs from base 244 to 948 and encodes 234 amino acids. NCBI's taxonomy places the organism in Eukaryota, Viridiplantae, Streptophyta, Magnoliopsida, Lamiales, Oleaceae.
UCCUGCAAUAACAUUCUGAUUUCAAUAAAACUGAAGACAGGAUAAUAUAUCAUCACUUAUUUCCAACUUCCACGUGCCCACUCGGUGAACGACCUUCCGUAAUUUUCUGCGCAACACAAGGUGAAUUCUCUUCCAGUUGUGCGCGCGCAACGUAUUACGUUGGUUAAUUCCUCGAUUCAGAUCGAAGGUCAGAUUCAGUUGUUCUUUACUGGGGAAUAUCCGCUUCCAAGGUGAAAUUAAGAAAUGAGUCGAAGAGGCUUGAUUUAUAGCUUUGUUGCGAAAGGAACUGUUGUUUUAGCAGAGCACACACCUUAUUCUGGAAACUUUAGCACAAUCGCUGUCCAGUGCUUGCAAAAGCUUCCUUCUAACAGCAACAAAUACACAUACUCCUGUGAUGGCCAUACCUUCAAUUUUCUCAUUGACAGUGGAUUUGUUUUCCUUGCCGUUGCGGACGAAUCUAUUGGAAGAGGUAUACCUUUUGUUUUUCUUGAGAGAGUGAAGGAUGACUUCAAACAACAAUAUGGUGACAGCAUCAAGACCGAUGGCUCUCACCCACUUGCUGAUGAUGAAGACGAAGAUGAUGAUUUGUUUGAAGAUCGGUUUAGCAUCGCAUACAAUCUUGACCGAGAAUUUGGGCCGAGGCUUAAAGAGCACAUGCAAUAUUGUAUGAAUCAUCCAGAUGAAAUGAGCAAGCUGUCCAAAGUGAAGGCUCAAAUAACAGAGGUCAAAGGAAUAAUGAUGGACAACAUUGAGAAGGUUUUGGAUCGGGGUGAGAAAAUUGAAUUGCUGGUAGAUAAAACUGAAAACCUUCAGUUCCAGGCAGACAAUUUUCAAAGGCACGGGAGGCAGUUACGUCGGAAGAUGUGGUUGCAAAGUCUCCAAAUGAAGCUGAUGAUUGGGGGAGCUAUUCUUAUCCUAAUAUGCAUCAUCUGGUUUAUAGCUCGUUGAGGCUUCAAAUGGUGAUGGUUCUGGAAUUAUAUUGCAAACAGAAACUAGGAAUAAAUGUUCUUGUAUAUUUGUUGUUACUGAAACGUUAUCCCUGAUAAGUGUCAUUGACAUCGUCAAGAUUUUGAGGCUCUUUAGUUCUAUUCAGAUCGUGGAUGAAUGGAAUUAUGGAAUUUAAAAGUAAAAAUGUAUUAGUAUUUGUA